Messenger RNA from Colletotrichum costaricense, 1416 nucleotides. RefSeq lists its product as uncharacterized. Lineage: Eukaryota; Fungi; Ascomycota; Sordariomycetes; Glomerellales; Glomerellaceae. The coding region runs from base 1 to 1416 and encodes 471 amino acids. The record is from RefSeq and is a predicted model, not a curated record. The transcript has a single exon.
AUGUCUUUGACAGAUGAAAUCUACCCUACGCUGAGUCGCGAAACAAAAUCAACCAGGCUCCUGCAAAUUCAGCCCCAGCAGGAAGACGAACCCUUGCAAUGCACGCUGACAACACACUCGCUUAACGACGCUCCUCCGUUUAUCGCUCUCUCAUACGUUUGGGGAGCGCCUGAACCAACACACAACAUAACCAUCAACGAAGUUACAUUCCGGGUGCGAGAGAAUCUAUGGCACGCCCUCCAACAACUGGAAAAUAUCGCCAACAACGACGAAAACUGCAUCUCACAGCAGAAGAAGUCCGGCACGGUAUUACCAAAAUACUUCUGGGUUGACGCGAUUUGCAUCAACCAAAAUGACAACUCGGAGCGCGGUCAUCAAGUCGGCUUGAUGAAGGACAUUUUUUCCAUGGCACACUUUGUGAUUUCGUGGAUAGGACAGGAAGAAGGCGAAAUCGCCGCCAUGCUUGAAUAUCUCAAGGGCCUCAAGCACACUGCCCGAAGGGAGAGGAACCACUACCUUCGCUCACAGAAGCGGAAGUUCUCAUUUAAAGACGCAAAGUGGUUUGUGUCACGACCGUAUUGGUCCCGGAUAUGGAUUGUGCAAGAGUUUACUUUGGCUAGAGAGUUAUGGGUAUUAUGCGGAUCUGUCGCCAUAUCAUGGACUUCCCUGCAACAGUUUCGACCAUUUGGCAUAUCUGACCAGACAAAUCUUGGGUUCAAGCAUCUCUCAAAGUCGGAAAGCCAUUACAGCAUCGAGCCCCGUGUCAACAGCUGUAGAGAGUUAUCAAAACUCCGACGGUCGUGGCAAACAGAUCCGAAACGCCCUUCCUUCACAGACAAAGACCCCGGCUUUGGAGCGAGACCCAAAUUGACCCGCCUUCUCGCCUUUUCGAAAGACUAUCAUUGUACGGAUCCUCGGGACCGGGUGUAUGGUCUACUGGGGCUGACAGAGGAGGACGGCAUUCAAGACCGAUUGCCAGCUGACUACAACAUUACGCCGUUCCAACUCUAUCACCGAGUGAUCAACCAUUUGAAGAGUCAAGGGCAGUCUUUUCUCCCUCACCUGUUUCGUGACAGGCUAGCUCAGGGACUCCAAAUAUGCGAUCACGACAGUCUGCCAACGUCUACGUUUCUCUACGAAAUAGUGGCGAGCCGAUGUGUGAAAAGACUCCUGCACACUGGUGCAAAUAUGUGGAGAGAGCAAUUUCUAAAGGAAGUCACGGGGUUUCUAGAGAUUGCGGAUGGAGAUGGUGAUGCUCAUGCAAUGUUCUCCAGGAUCAUCUGCGGAAUGAGCUCCUUUCCUUCCAACGAAGACCCAACCACUUGGGCAGAGUUUGUUGCAGCUCUAAAGAAUGCUUUGAGAAUUAAUGACAAAGACUUAUUGAAGUUGCCGACAAUUGAAGUUGAUAGCUUUUAA